AGAGUAAUAUUAUCAGGCCAUUAGGCCAAUAUAUUUAUCAGGCCGUAUAUUUAUGAGUAAUACUAAAAUGUAAAAAUUAUACAUUAUGUCAAUGUUUUCGGUGAUAUGAUUUAAAUUACGUGGCAGAUAAGUUUUUUUUUUCUGAUGUGGACGCUCUAUAAAACCUCAAAAAGUCUAUUUUAUCGGUAUAGAUCGCCUUGUGAAAAUAGUCUCUUAUGGAAAGACUCGAGUCUCUCAAAGACGAAUCGGUCGUUCCCUCUCUCUUCGUUUUACCUUUACUUUUUACUUAUUUUCUUUAAUUUAAUUCAUGAGAAACUCGUGUAAAUGCUCUGAGCAUGUUUAAUAGGAGGUUUUUAGGGUGAUGUUUUUAACGGAAUAUAAAAAUCCGUCUUUUAACUUUUAACUAAAAAUAACUAAGAACCGGUUCUUAAAUAAGAUAUUUAAGAACCGGUUUAUAGCUCUUUUUAGUAAAAAUUAAGAGACGAGUUAUUAUAUUCCGCUAAAAACUCCACCUUAAGAAUUCUCUAUUAAACACGUUCUUAAUAGUCUUUCCUUUAAUAAUAAAAACACGACGUGCCCGUCUAAAUUACGCUCCAAGAGUUAACGAUGAUAACUUUCACUGUUCCUUUAAUAUUGACACGACACAUUUUUCUGUUCUUCCCCAAAAAAAUCCAAAUACUGAGAUGGUCGAAGUCAAUAUGAACUAGAAUCUUCUAGCCCCAAGCUCGUCUCUGAUUUAUUUCUUCAUAAAAUAGUAAACCCAUGAUUAACGUUUUUGACUAUAAAAGAAAACCCAUGAUAAACGCAGAAAGGACGUUAUGACUAGUGGAAUGUUUUUGCCUUUCUACAAGUCUUGCAAUUUUCUUUUUGCGUGGUAUUUCUUCUAGUAAGUUGCAUUUUUGUUUUCCAGUUUCGUUCCUGCAAGAAAAUAGAAAAAUGAGGCUCUUUCUUUUACUUUCUUUCAGUACUCUAAUGUUACUUGAAGGAUACAUGUUUACCUAUGAAACUGAUAAGCAAACGUUGCUCGAGUUCAAGUCUCAAGUAUCUAAAGGCAAAAGGGCUGUUCUGUCCUCAUGGAACAACUCAUUCCCUCUCUGCAAAUGGACAUGGGUUAAAUGUGGCAAGAAACACAAAAGGGUUACUGGUCUGAACCUCGGAGGAUUGCAAUUAGGUGGGGUGAUAUCGCCAUCUAUCGGUAAUCUUUCGUUUCUCAUAUCACUUAAUCUCACUAGUAACGGUUUUGGUGGUACCAUCCCUCAAGAGUUGGGAAGCUUGUUUAGGCUUAAACACCUAUUUAUGUCAUUUAAUUUUCUCAAAGGAGAGAUUCCAACUAGCCUGUUUAACUGCUCUAGAUUGGUGGAACUUCAUUUACACUCAAACUCUCUUUCACAAGUUGUUCCUUGGGAACUAGGGUCAUUGAGGAAACUUGUUUUGUUAGAUCUUGGUCGAAACAACCUUAAAGGAAAGUUUCCUGCAUCUCUAGGAAACUUGACUUCCCUCGAAGAACUUAGCUUUGUAGCAAACAUUAUGGAAGGAGAAAUUCCUAAUGAUAUAGCUAGAUUGGCUAACAUGGUGGAUCUUCAGUUAGCAACAAACAAUUUCUCAGGUGUUUUUCCUCAGGCAAUUUACAAUAUGUCAUUGCUUGAGAAUUUAAACAUCAUUGAUAAUGGUUUCUUUGGGAGCUUGAGGUCUGAUAUUGGUAACUUAUUACCACACCUUCAAGGGUUAUUUAUCGGAAAUAAUUCUUUCUCUGGCGCAAUUCCAGCAACACUUCCAAACAUCUCAAAUCUUCAAAAUUUGGGAAUGGAGAUUAAUAGUCUGACAGGAAGUAUUCCUCCAAGCUUUGGAAAAUUACGAGAUUUACAACUCCUGUCACUUCAUACUAAUUCUUUUGGAAGUCACUCUUUUCAAGAUCUUGAGUUUUUUGGAGCUUUAAGUAACUGCACCCAACUGAGUGAAUUACUUGUAGCUUACAAUAGGCUUGCGGGUGACUUGUCUACCUCUAUAGCUAAUUUAUCUACGAACAUCAACAUAUUAGAACUUCAGUCGAAUUUCAUCUCUGGAAGCAUUCCUCACGACAAUGGAAAUCUCAUAAACCUAAAUAUACUUUCCUUGGGAAACAAUCUAUUGACAGGAGCCCUCCCAACCUCUCUUGGAAAGCUUUCAGGAUUAGAAGAAUUCAGUGUCGGGUCAAAUAAAAUGUCAGGAGAAAUACCAUCCUCUUUAGGCAACAUCACGCGAUUAGAAAGUCUCUGGUUGUUUAACAAUAGCUUUGAAGGAAGCAUUCCUCCUAGCAUUGGUAAAUGUAGUCAUCUGCUGUAUUUUUAUCUUCAAGAUAAUAAGCUGGAUGGGACUAUACCUCAGGAGAUCAUGCAAAUUGCGCCGCUUGUUUUACUAAACAUGUCAAAUAACUUAUUGACCGGCUCUCUGCCAGAAACUGUUGGAAGCCUUGAACAUCUUGGCACACUUUCUGUUGCGCACAAUAGACUAUCAGGGAAACUCCCAGAGACUUUAGGAAAGUGUCUCUUGAUGGUACAACUUGAUCUACAAGGAAAUUCUUUUGAUGGAACCAUUCCAGACAUAAGUGGGUUGCUGGGUAUUAAAGAAGUUGAUUUUUCAAACAAUAAUCUCUCUGGAAGCAUACCUGGGUAUUUUGCAAAUUUCAGCUCAUUGGAACAUCUCAAUCUAUCCAUUAACAACUUCGAGGGAAAAGUUCCAACAGAAGGAAAGUUUAAGAAUGCUACUAUAGUUUCAGUUUCUGGAAACAUAAACCUAUGUGGAGGCGUCUUGGAGUUGAAACUAAAGCCAUGCAAGCAUUCCUCUUUCUCGAAGAAAGUUUUGAUUGGAAUAAGCGUAGGCGUAUCUGCGCUUUUGGUGUUAUUCAUAGCUUUUGUUUCUCUUUGCUGGUUCAGAAACAGAAAGAGGAAUAAGACCAAUGAAGCAUCUCCUUCCACCUUGGGCACUUUCCAUGAACAAAUAAGCUAUGGAGAUCUUCGAAAUGCGACAAAUGGUUUCUCUUCGAGUAAUUUGGUUGGUUCAGGCUGUUUUGGUACUGUUUUUAAAGCAUUGAUUCCUCCAGAGAACAAGGUUGUUGCAGUGAAAGUUUUAAACUUGCAGCAACGUGGAGCUUUGAAGAGUUUUAUGGCAGAGUGUGAAUCUUUGAAAAAUGUAAGGCAUCGUAAUCUUGUCAAAUUGUUGACGGCUUGCUCAAGUAUUGAUUUCCAAGGAAAUCAAUUCAGAGCAUUAAUCUACGAGUUCAUGCCAAAUGGAAGCUUGGAUAUGUGGUUGCAUCCGGAUGAAGUGGAAGAGAUUCGUAGACCCUCUAGAACUUUGACAUUACUUGAAAGACUUAACAUAGCAAUAGACGUGGCUUAUGUUUUAGAUUAUCUUCAUAUUCAUUCCCAUGAAGCUAUAGCUCAUUGUGAUCUUAAGCCAAGCAACGUCCUUCUAGAUGAAGAUCUAACUGCACAUGUCAGCGACUUUGGUCUGGCUCAGAUCCUCCUCAAAUUCGACCAGGAAUACUUUCUCAAUCAGCUUAGUUCGGCCGGUGUCAGAGGAACCAUUGGCUACGCUGCACCAGAAUAUGGAAUGGGUGGGCAAGUAUCAACACACGGUGAUAUGUAUAGCUUUGGGAUUCUACUUUUGGAAAUGUUCAGUGGAAAGCGACCAACCAAUGAGUUGUUUGGAGGAAACUUUACGCUCUACAGCUAUAUUGAAUCUGCGUUGCCAGGACGAGUGUUGGAUGUCGCAGAUGAAGCGGUUCUUCAUAACGGCCUUAGAAUCGGAUUCCCUGUUGCCGACUGCUUGAAACUAGUUUUUGAGGUGGGACUUAGGUGUUGUGAAGAAUAUCCAGUGAACCGAUUGGCAAUGGGUGAAGCUUUAAAAGAGUUAAUCACAAUUAGAGAGAAGUUCUUCAGAUCCAAAAGAAGAGCUAGGCAUUGAAGUGUUUCUGCGUUCCUCUGCAAACUCGAAGACGUACUUUCUGUAUAUAUGUUAUCUUCUUCAUAUUAUGCUUGAGUGUUUUGAACGUAUUGUAUGUUA
This is a messenger RNA of Brassica napus (rape), 4041 nucleotides long. RefSeq names its product probable LRR receptor-like serine/threonine-protein kinase At3g47570. Gene Ontology annotation, biological process: protein phosphorylation. Gene Ontology annotation, molecular function: ATP binding; protein binding; protein kinase activity. Lineage: Eukaryota; Viridiplantae; Streptophyta; Magnoliopsida; Brassicales; Brassicaceae. The transcript is spliced from 2 exons. The record is from RefSeq and is a predicted model, not a curated record. The coding region runs from base 937 to 3942 and encodes 1001 amino acids.